CCACCAGAGCGUCCCCCAGCUCCGCCCUUUUGCCUAUUUAUUCACCCCGACGGGAAAACCCUAGAUAUAGCGCAAAAGUUCCAGAAAGAAGUCCGUAGCCGCCGCCGUCGUCGCGGGGAGAUCAGAAGCUCUUCCCGGCACCCUGCCGGAGGGGAGAUCAUCACCGGAGGCCUUCUUCAUCACCAUGCCCGCCUCCGGAGUGAUGUGUCUCUACUUCAACCUUGGUGCCAUUCUUUGUUUCCUACUGGUCGAUUAAACCUUGGUUUCAUAACUGAGGGGAAUACUUGUUGAUGUCUACAUCACCACCUUCCUCUUGGGGUUUCCCAACUCGACUGACAUCAUCGAAUUUCUGGCGCCGUUGCCGGGGAGACAAAGUGGCACUCACAGAAGUUUUUCUCCUUCAUCACCUCCAACAAUUUCUUGCACCGUGGGGAACAAGAAGAUUUCCACAAGGGGAGUCCUUCACUUCCAAUCUCUUUAUUUUGUUUUUGUCUUGCUUAGUUUCUUUAGUUUUGUUUUUCUCGCCUCUUUUAGAAAAACAUAAAAAAAAUUAGUUUCCUUUUUAGUACUUGUUUUAGUUGCCUUAUUCUAGUCUUGCUAGGAUGUCUGUUGCUGAGAACACCAAGUUGUGUGACUUUACUAGCACCAACAAUAAUGAUUUUAUCUGUACACCUAUUGCUCCACCUGCUGAGACUGCUUUCUAUGAAAUUAAGCCUGCUUUGUUGAAUCUAGUUAUGAGAGAGCAAUUUUCUGGUGUUAGUAUUGAUGAUGCUGCUACUCACCUCAAUAAUUUUGUUGAGUUAUGUGAGAUGCAAAGGCUCAAAGAUAUAGAUGGGGAUCUUGUUAAGCUUAAACUGUUUCCUUUCUCUUUAAGAGGAAGAGCUAAAGAAUGGUUGUUGUCUUUGCCUAAAAAUAGUAUUGAUUCUUGGGUUAAGUGCAAAGAUGCUUUUAUAGGAAAGUAUUAUCCCCCUGCUAAGAUUAUUUCCAUGAGGAGUGACAUUAUGAAGUUUAAACAGUUUGAUAAUGAGCAUGUUGCUCAAGCUUGGGAAAGAAUGAAGUCUUUGGUAAAGAAUUGCCCCACUCAUGGACUGUCUACUUGGAUGAUUAUCCAAACUUUUUAUGCAGGACUAAAUUUUUCUUCAAGAAAUCUUUUGGAUUCAGCUGCUGGAGGAACCUUCAUGUCUCUCACCAUGGGGGCUGCCACAAAGCUUCUUGAUAAUAUGAUGACAAACUACUCUGAAUGGCACACUGAAAGGGCUCCACAAGGUAAGAAGGUAAAUUCUGUUGAAGAAACUUCCUCUUUAAAUGCAAAGAUGGAUGCCAUUAUGUCUAUGCUUGCUAGUGGUAAUACUCAUGUUGAUCCAAAUAAUAUUCCCUUGGCCUCUUUGGUGGCUCAAGAGGAGCAUGUUGAUGUGAACUUCGUUAGAAAUAACAAUUUCAACAACAAUGCUUAUAGGAAUAAUUUUGGUAACAACAAUUAUAAGCCUUAUCCUCCCAACAGUGGCAACACUUAUGGUAACUCUUAUAGUAAUUCUUAUGGUAGAACUGGGAUGCCUAGUGAGGAAAGAAUUUUAGAAGUUGAAAAAGCUACUAAAGAAUAUAUGCAACAACAAUUUGAGCAAAACAAAUUAUUCACUAAAACUAUGGAAGAACAAUCUGCUAUGUUGAAGCAAAUUAGUCAUCAACUUGGAAAUUUAAAUAGGGAGAUUCCUGGGCUUCAAACUAAAAUCUCUAAGGCUGAAAGUAGUAUUUCAUCUUUGUCCCAAGCUCAAUCUUCCUUGAUUAAUAAGAUGACUGCUAAAACUGAAACCAUUGAUAGCAAUCCCUUUGCUACUUUGAAUGCCAUCCAAGUUAGAAUUGAUGAAAAUGUUAGGAUGAUGGCUGAAUUGCAUGCUAGGUGGGAAAGAGAAGAUGAAAUUGCUAGAAACAAAGAAAUAACCAAAGUUUGUACCAUUACCACCACUAGUAGUGCUGAAACUCCAAAUAUUAGUAAGCCUCCUAUCAUUAAUAAUAAAAGAUUUAGCAAAGAAAAGGCCUCUCCUCCUCCUAAAAAACUGCCUAGAACCACUGAACUUGAUAUUGAUAGUGGUGCUGAAAUUUUUGGGAAAGUAGGAGACCAUAGUCCCCUGGUCUUUGAUAAUAAUGACUUUGCCAUUAACCAUUGCACUAUCUCUAAAGUCAUUAAGUACCUACAAAAACUUGCUGAAAGUCCCCACACUAGUUCCCAAAAUUUGGCUUUUACAGAACACAUAACAAAUGCUCUAGUAAAAAUUAGAGAAAGAAAGUUAAAACAAGAAGCCUCUAUCCCUAGGAAGAUAGAAGAUGGUUGGGAACCCAUCAUUAAAAUGAAAGUGGAUGACUUUGAUUGCAAUGCUUUAUGUGACCUUGGUGCUAGUAUCUCUGUGAUGCCUAAGAAAGUUUAUGAUAUGCUUGAUUUACCACCUGUGAAGAAUUGUUAUUUGAAAGUUGUUCCUCCUGAUAUUUCCAAGAAGAAGCCUUUGGGGGGAGUUGAUGAUGUUCUUAUUGUUGUUAAUAACAACCUUGUCCCUGUUGAUUUUGUUGUUUUGGAUAUUGAAUGCAACUCUUCUUGUCCUAUUGUUUUGGGAAGACCUUUCCUGAGAACUGUUGGUGCUACCAUUGAUAUGAGAGAAGGGACUACUAAAUAUAGUUUCCCACUUAAGAAAGGUAUUGAGCACUUUCCUAGAAAUAAAAAGAAGGUAGCCUAUGACUCUAUCAUUAGAGCAAAUUAUGAUGUUGAUGCUCCUUCAUUUGAAAACACUUGAUUUUCUCAAACUUUCUGCGCCUAGCUGAAAGGCGUUAAAGAAAAGCACUUCUUGGGAGAUAACCCAUGCUUUAUUUUCUGUUGUUUUUCUCUUUUGUUGAGUCUUGGAAGUUGUUACCUCUGUAGCAACCUCUCCUUAUCCUUUUUGUUUGGUUUUUGUGCCAAGGAUAACCUCUAAUGGAAGAAGGUACAAUUUUUGGGGAGUUGCUGUCCCGAGACAGAUUCUGUGCUGUUACCAAAAAAAAUCGUAUGCCCAGCCAGAACGUCAGAAAAUUAUGACUUUUAACGAGCAUAUGCCCCUGGUUUUGUCUAACUUUCAUUAGUUUUGCACUUUUCGAUUUGAGCAACAGAAGGUGGUUCAAAAAAAUGAUCUUUACCUGUUGUUCUGUUUUGACGAAUUUCUCCCAUAUUUUGCCUCUAGCCUCUUUACCUAUUCUUUUUGAGCUCUAAUGAAACGAGGAGCCUCGGGAAGAAGUAGCUACAGUAGCUAUGCUUUAUGAAUGAGUUUGAUUUGUGUUGGAACUGAACCCAAGUGAUCCUUUAUUUAAAUUUACUAAUGCUGCUAACUGAGAUUUUUGUGAAGUUUUGUAUGAAGGAAGUUUUCAAGUGUAGGGAAAGAAGACUGAUGAGAUGAGAUGAAGAAUGGGCAAAAGCUCAAGCUUGGGGAUGCCCAUGUCACCCCAAGACAUAUUCAAGAAGUACAAGCGUCAAAGCUUGGGGAUGCCCAAGGCAUCCCCUUCUUCAUCAAUAAAAAUAUCAUGUCCUUUUUCAGUACACUAUAUUUUUAUUGCUUCAUAUACUAUGUGUUGUUCUUGGAGCGUCUUUGUUUUUGUUUUUAGUUUAGUUUAGUUUAGUUUGCUAUAGUACUUGGUUAGAUCCCAGCUCUUUUGUUUUGGAGAGAGACACGCUCCGUUUUCAUUGCCUAGAACACUCUAGUUUCAUUCCUAUUACUCUGCGAGUGUUCUCUUUUGCUAGAACUGGCUUUAGUAUUCGUUUUGUUCAGAACUUUUUAGUUCUUCUUUGUAGUUAGGUGUGUUCAACUCUCUGGUCUUUGAUGAGUAUUACCUUUGUGAGUUGUUCCAAAUAAGUUGAAUGGUGUGGGAUUUGAGGAAAAGCUCUAUGCAAAUAGUGGUACAGAAGAUGGCUUGUGUAGACUGUGUCCUAGACUCUUUUAGCUUGUCAUGUUCAUUAUGCUUAGUGUUUAUUGUUGUAGCAUGACUUGUUUCAACUAGUUUUAAGAGUGUUUAUUUGGACCUAUUGAAUGUUCAUGUUUAGCCCUCUACAUGCAAAAGCAUAGUCUAAGUGGUAUUUCUCCUGAAAAAUGCUCUGUUUCGGCUGACUUGGCACAUGCUUACACCAUGUUAUGACUGAAUCAUAGUCAAUCAAGCCUCUAUGAUCACUUAGCUCCUAUGACUUGUAAUUUUCACCCCAUGUGUAGUUAGUAAUGCUUUGUCGCUCUGCAUGAUUAUGUCCAUUAUGCUCUCUUGGUUUGGUCGCUCCCAGUCUAUUGCUAGCUUUCAUCUGUACUGAGUAUGAGCUCUACUCGUGCAUCCAACUCCCAAAAACCAAAGUUUUGCCAAAUGUGUCCACCAUACCUACCUACAUGUGGUAUUUCACCGCCACUCCAAAGUAAAUUACUUGAGUGCUACCUUUAAAACCUUCAAAAUACUCCUGUUUUGUGUUCCUGUUUAGCUCAUGAGGACGUAUCACUUGUUUUACCGUUUCUUUCAUGGUUACUUGGCCUCACACCUCUACUAGCAUGCAUAAUGUGCUGGUCUAAAAUCACAAAGAGAGCAAGGCAACGGGUGCCCAGCCCAAACUUUCUGAAAAGAAAAGCUCCAAACAAAAUAAAUAACCAAACACCGCUCUGCACACUAUGUACUUGAGAGAUCAUAAUAGUGGUGUGCUGGAGAACUAUCUGGGAGCCGCUCUCGAAGCUGAGUAAUUGUGAAAGGGGUGGUAACUCACUUGAUACCAUUCGUUGACAUGACAUACAUACCUCUCAAAAUAAAAGACUUUCCAAUGAAAGCAACUUUUUCAAUCAUCUUUUUAUAAAUAAAAAGCUCUAGCACUUGAGUAAUCCCUGCUUCCCUCUGCGAAGGGCCUUUCUUUUACUUUAAUGUUGAGUCUCCAUCUUCUUGCUUUAUGCACCAACCGAGAGUAGCAUGGUGGACAUUCUUAGUUCUAUGUGCAUUGUCCCAAGGUUAUUAUUAACUAUUCAUAUUGUGUUGUUACAUGUUCAUUAGGACUAUUUGUUUCUAGUCACCAAUUAUCUUUGAAGGUGUCCUGGCAUUUAUGUUUUGCCCUCAAUAUAAAGGACUAUCUGAUUGCCACUUAUGCUACUGUUGAUUAUAUGCGAGGAGACAAACAUGUUUUCAAGGCUCUUUUAUUCAUGAUCUUCUUGUUUGUUCUUGUUAAUGCCUUGACAAUGCUUGCUAAGUUCUUUUGAUAAGAUUUAUAUCUUGCAUGACUUGUUUAGAAGUUCUUUGAUCCUAGCACACAAUGCUUUGCAUAUGGAUGUUUGAGUUUGUGAUAGCAUGUCACCUCAAAAAUUAUUCUUUUUAUCGCUUACCUACUCGAGGACGAGCGGGAGUUAAGCUUGGGGAUGCUGAUACAUUGGAAAUGUAUCUAUAAUUUUUGAUGCUCCGUGCUUGUUUAUUGCCAAUUACUUUAUGUUUUACUUGUGC
Aegilops tauschii subsp. strangulata is the source of this 5469-nucleotide messenger RNA. The record is from RefSeq and is a predicted model, not a curated record. Lineage: Eukaryota; Viridiplantae; Streptophyta; Magnoliopsida; Poales; Poaceae.